GACUAAACAAGAAACCUGCUGCCAUGGCCGCUCCUCUCCUUCAUUCCAGUAAACCAUUAUCCAACACAUGGCUAAACCGUAUUUUCAUACUCAUCUUCGCCGGCGCCGUUUCUAUUCACCUUCUCCGCCGCUGCCGUAACCUAAUCUACUCUCCCACUCCAAUCUCCACCGCUCUGUUUGUAGCCGACUUUGUGCUAGCUUUCAUGUGGUUAACCUGCCAAUCCUUUCAUUGGAAGCCAAUCCGUCGUCGCGUUUUUCCGGAGAACCUGCAACAAGUGGUGGCGGAGAGAGAGUAUCCGGCGUUGGACGUGUUUAUUUGUACGGCGGAUCCAAAGAAGGAGCCACCGAUUGGAGUGGUGAACACGGUGAUGUCAGUGUUGGCGUUUGAAUACCCACCGGAGAAAAUGUCAGUGUACAUAUCGGACGACGGAGGAUCGGAAGUGGCGUUGUAUGCGUUCAUGGAGGGUGCUGGUUUUGCGAAGCAGUGGAUACCGUACUGCAAGAAGCAUAAGAUUGUGGAUAGGUCACCGGAAGUGUAUUUUGGAAGUGAUCCUGCUUGGUUUCCUGACACGGAUGAAAUCAAGGCGAUGUAUGAAAGCAUGAAAUCAAGGGUGGAGAGGGUGGUGCAAAAUGGCUGCAUCCAUAUGGAGUCUGAAUUCAGGGAGGCUUUCCGUAAAUGGACUCCUGAUUUCACCUCUCGAAAUCAUCCCACCGUCAUCCAGAUAUUGUUAGACAACAACGUAGACAAAGAUAGUGCAGGUGGUGCCAUGCCCAAUCUCAUCUAUCUUUCUCGACAGAAAAGCAACAACAAACCUCAUAACUUCAAGGCCGGAGCACUUAACGUCCUGCUACGAGUGUCGGGCGUGAUGACUAACUCCCCGAUUGUCCUACUCCUAGACUGCGAUAUGUACUCGAACGACCCGCAAACGCCACUUCGUGCAUUAUGUUAUUUUAUGGAUCCGAAUGCCGAUCCAAAGCUUGGAUUUGUUCAAUUUCCUCAAAGAUUCGAUGGCAUCAAUAAGAACGACAUUUACGCUUCCGAGUUCAAGCACGAGACACAAAUUCUAAGUCUCGGCAUGGAUGGCUUGAGAGGUGCUCCAUUUAUGGGCACCGGAGGAUUUUUCAAGCGACAUGUUAUUAGCAUGAGAAUCGAUUCGAAGCCAGUAAAGAUUAGUGAAGAUGUUUUGGCUGCGGCAUACCAAGUCGCGAGCAGCAACUAUGAGGACAACACAAAAUGGGGAUCGAAGAUUGGAUUUCGUUAUGGUACCGUGACAGAGGACACCUACACGAGCUUUCGACUUCAUUGCGAAGGAUGGAAGUCGAUUCUUUGCAAUCCGAAACGAGCUGCAUUUCUUGGAGGUUCACCAUCGAGUUUGAAUGAUAAUCUAACCCAAAUGAAACGAUGGUACAUGGGAUUCCUCGAUAUAUUCUUUAACAAAUACUGCCCGAUAACAUAUGGCAUUCGAUCAAUGAAUCCUCUCCAAGCUUUAUGCUAUACACACUACUCUCUUCGUUCGCUGUGGUCGAUUCCAAUCAUCAUCUACGCGUUCUUGCCUCAACUUUCGCUCAUAAACUCCUUUGCGAUAUUCCCAAAGGUUUCGGAAGGUGGGUUUUUCUUGUAUGCAUUUCUAUUCCUUGGAGCUUACGGAAAAGAUUUUCUUGAUUUUGUUGUGUUCGCCGGAGGAACCAUGCAAAGGUGGUGGAGCUACCAAAGAAUGUGGUUAAUCUGGGGUCUAUCAAGCUGCCCAUUUGCAUUGCUCGAGUGGUCACUCAAAUCUGUCGGCAUAUCGACAAUCGGGUUCAAUGUUACCUGCAAAAUGAUCGACGAAGAACAAAACAGUAGGUACGAACAAGGUUUGUUCGAAUUUGGUGUCGAAUCGGUCCUGUUUUUUCUGAUUUCGGUGGCAUCGUUGACCAAUUUAUUGUCGUUGGUGAAAGGAGUUACGGAGGUGUUUAUGAAUGGGAGAUUGGAGGAGUUAUUUGUGCAAAUUUUGAUAUGUGGGUUUGGGGUGGUGAACAGUUGGCCAAUAUAUGAAGGCAUGUUUCUGAGGAGAGAUGGAGGGAGGAUGCCAUUGAAGAUUACCUUAGCAUCAAUGGCAACUGCAAUGGUGAUUUGCUUAGUGUCUCCUUUGGUUUUUUAAAGUUAAAGAGUUAUAUUUUGAGAGAUGAAAGUACGACAAGAACCUUCAUUCCAUGUAGAAGUUGUUAUGAAAACCCUAACAAGAAUCUCAAAAAAUAACUUUAAUUAUGGAUGAUCUUAUGGUAACAUCAAGAUUUGACUUACAAAAUCAAAACCAAAAUCUUCAUGGAGGAAAACCUAAAUCAAAGAAAUCCAAAACCCAAUUCUUUAUCUUCAAAAACCUAAAACCAAAACCCAAUCGUUACGCAGAAGCAUAUGAACCUGAACCUAAAGCAGAUCAUGACCCAAAAAGCAGAUAUGAACCACCAAAAUCAUAUAUGAACCUGUGUCCCUGUUGAUGUCAUGAACUGAGCCAGAAAACCCUCUCCCUAUCACCCUAUGUUUCCUCGUAGUUGUCACGUAUUGAACCCGAUCGCGAAACCCCAUCCCCUUGUGUCCCCAUUGAUGUCACGAACAGUGGUGGCUUUGGUGUUGUUGACCAAGGAUGAAGAUGACGAUGGUGGUUUUGGUGUUUCGAUGUAACCAAGGAUGAAGAUGGCG
Molecule: messenger RNA, 2680 nt
Organism: Cynara cardunculus var. scolymus (artichoke)
Lineage: Eukaryota; Viridiplantae; Streptophyta; Magnoliopsida; Asterales; Asteraceae
Product: cellulose synthase-like protein G3
Exons: 6
Coding region: 24-2141 (705 amino acids)
Biological process (GO): plant-type primary cell wall biogenesis; cellulose biosynthetic process
Cellular component (GO): trans-Golgi network; plasma membrane
Molecular function (GO): mannan synthase activity; cellulose synthase (UDP-forming) activity
Source: RefSeq, a predicted model, not a curated record